Anopheles darlingi is the source of this 1325-nucleotide messenger RNA. RefSeq names its product P-granule-associated novel protein 1-like. Gene Ontology annotation, cellular component: extracellular matrix. Lineage: Eukaryota; Metazoa; Arthropoda; Insecta; Diptera; Culicidae. Gene Ontology annotation, molecular function: protein binding. The coding region runs from base 141 to 1205 and encodes 354 amino acids. The record is from RefSeq and is a predicted model, not a curated record. The transcript has 2 exons.
GCUGUGUAACCUUCAAACGAGUCCGUGACAUAGUCGGCAUGCACUUAUCAGUGUUUCGUUGAGCCUGCUGUUCAGAUGAACAUUAUCAUUCGACAAGUGAGGAUCAUAUUAGCAUAACUGUGAAACCCCUUUCAGCAGCAAUGGCAUACAACGCAAGCGCUUUCUUGCUUCUAUUCUGCGUUAUCGUUAUUCCACUUUCUUCAGGGGUCCAUGUAUACCAGUGCUCUCCAGGCACUGAAGAGACCCUGUGCGUCGUCAACAAUCUGGCCUACAGUCCGGGACAGGAUCCACUGCCGCAAGUGAAUCAUUCGGACACUGUCAAUCGUAUCCACCUGCGCUGCAGCCGUUAUUACUACUACAGUAAUUGGAAUUCCCGCUCAGGAAAGGAUCUGUUAAGCGUGUACGAUGUGGUACUACACAGCAACGUUCUCCGCAGUCCACGCUCCGCUACUGUGAUCAAUUGCCAUUUGCACACAUUGGUGAUGCCCCAUGACCUUGAAGUCGGGGACUUCUUUAAUAAUUACGUCAGUGAGGUGAAAACAGAUCCAACACAAUCGUACAAUCUACGCUAUCUGGACCUCUCGCACAACAAUUUGUACGAUUUAGGAAACUUGUCCGUGCUAGUGAACCUGCAAACACUGAAGCUUGAUGGCAAUGAAUUGGAGGAGAUAAAGCCGGAAACGUUCGCCAGGAUGACCAACCUCUCGAUACUAUCACUAGGGUACAACAGCAUUGUGAAGAUUGAUCUGAAGGUGCUACCAAAAAGCUUAACCGGCCUCUCCCUCGUAAGAAACAGUAUGACGGAGAUCGAUUUCACGUCCGUUUCCUUCGUCUCCAUGCGUGAGUUGGAUCUUGAGAGCAAUCGAUUGACAGGGCUUGAUGUAGCCAGUAUGAUGCGAGCAUGUCCCUCGCUGCAACUACUUCCGAUCGAGUACAAUCCAAUGCCGAAGGAUGUGGCACAACGAAUUGUAAAGGAACUGACCCGACACAAUGUGACUUAUUACAACGAGGGCGACAAGGCCAGCUAUUCGGAUAGCUCCUGCGACUCGGACGAGUAUUCCGUCGUUCGAGCGUGUUUCUUGGAGACUAAGAACAAGGGCUCAGGCUCGGUCUUGAAAGCAUUCGUUCUCAUCCUCGUGGGUAUAGUGCUUUUCGGUGUGUUUGGGUUAAGUGCACGCUGGAUAUGGUACGAGAUGCGGUAUUGAUGAGGACCUCAUCUAACAUUUGCUUGAAAUAAUUUAAAUUAAAUAAAUUUAAACUUUCUGUACACGUUGUAUAGCUUGAUAUUAUAAAAAAAAAUAUAAUCUUCAUGUUUUGAAACUGUC